AUGCCCCUUGUGCCUGCCCAUGUACUCCAUGCCACGUGCAAACAGAGCAGCGCGAGUCCGGCGCAGUGGCUCCCGGCCCGGUCAGGCUCAGCGAUGUACCUUGCCUUCCGCGGGACUGGUGAUGUCCAAGAUGCUGCGAUCGACUCGAGCGCUGUGCCCGGCACGGUCAGGUUCAAAGAGCAUGGCGUGCACAGUGGGAUCGCCAACGCCGUUGAGCAGGAAGGAGAUGAGGUGGACCACGUGGUGGAAGACAUCCUUCAAGUGGUGAGUGAGCACCGCGAUGCUGGGGAGCCGCUGGUACUCUGCGGACACUCGCUCGGUGGUGGCUACGCGCAAGUCAUGGCCGUCCACUUGCUCCGCCGGGAUGUCAGCGUAUCGGCAGUCCGUACCUCUGGUGCACCGCACGUCCUGGUCCCUCCCAGGGCUGGGGCGCCUCAGCAACUGUGGCAGCGGCUGCACGCGAUCACACAGCACUGGGUGCAUGACUGGGAUCCAGUCCCGCGGCUUCCCCUUUGCAAGAGCUGGCUGGUGGAUGUCCUGCCGAAGCUGAAGCAAGAAAUUGCUGGAGGUAUCAGGGCUGGAAGGCUUUCAAGAAAGCUACGAUGCCAGCAGAGGCCAUCUGUUGGAGAAGUACGAUGUGGUGGGUGA
This is a messenger RNA of Symbiodinium natans, 648 nucleotides long. The record is from the annotation of a GenBank genome assembly. Lineage: Eukaryota; Dinophyceae; Suessiales; Symbiodiniaceae.